UACUUGGAACAUACACUUCUAACUCACCAUUCAGAACAACUCUUCUUCAACAUACAUUUCAGACAACAAAAUGAGUCUACUUAGAAUGGAAUUCAAAUGGAUGAUUGUGCUGUUGUUGUUAUUUGGAACUAUUUUCACCAUAAUUAGCAGCAAGAUUGUGGUUAAUGACUCCUUCUCAUCAGGACAGGAAAGGGCAACAGACCUUCACAAAAGUCAUGUAAUUAAGAGCAUUCAGAGUGAAGAUGGAGACAUCAUUGACUGCAUAGAUAUCUACAAGCAGCCUGCCUUUGAUCAUCCUGCUCUAAAAGAUCAUAAAAUCCAGUUGAGGCCCAGCCACGACGUGAAAACUGAAAACACCUCAGCCAGCAAGAAAAUGUAUGUUGGGAGAAACAUCGGCUCCCCUGUGACUGUGACUACACAAACAUGGCACAAAAGUGGAAGUUGUCCCAAAGGGACAAUCCCUAUCCGGAGAACACAAACAAAUUAUGGUUCCAAAGGGCAGUCAGACAGCAACUAUGCGAGAAAAACGCCAGUGCUUUUGCAUAACGAAAAGCAAGCAAACGAGAGCAAAAAGCUGUAUCUUCUGCAGACGAACCACUCAUUGGCAAUUUUGCAUGCGGACGGGUUUGCUUACAUGGGGGCGAAAGGAGAUAUAAGAGUCUGGAAUCCUAAAGUCGAAUUAGACGAUGAGUAUUCUACUUCUCAGGUGGCUCUCAAAAGCGGCCCUUACUAUGAUUAUGAAGCGAUUGAAGCCGGUUGGGCAGUAAAUCCUAAAGUCUAUGGAGACAGAAAGACUCGACUCUUCGUUUACUGGACAGUUGAUGCUAACCAGAAAACGGGCUGCUUCGACGUAACCUGUCCAGGUUUUGUCCAAACGAGCAACGAGAUAGCCCUCGGUGCUGCAAUAUAUCCUAUCUCAAAACCCACCGGACUACCAUACCAAAUAACUCUCUACAUCCACAAAGUAACCAAAAUUCAGCUUAUACGAAACGAAACGUUUAUCAAAUUUUCUGCUUAUUUUGUCGUUUUUGGCUUUCAGGAUCCAGCUACAAGCAACUGGUGGGUGCAAUACGGCGAAACGAUCAAUAUCGGAUACUGGCCACACGAUCUCUUCGCGCUGCUGAAAUUUCACGCUCAGACGGUUCAAUGGGGUGGUGAAGUUUACAGUCCAAGGGUAGGAACUCAUCCUCAUACGAGCACCGCUAUGGGAAACGGGCAGUUUCCUGACUAUGUGUUUGGGAAUUCAGGGUCCAUCAAGAGGAUGAGAGUAGUGGAAAACAACAUGGUUUUGAGGUUGCCACAGUGGGUUAAUGGUUGGUCAGAUGAGUAUGAUUGUUAUGGUAUUUUCUAUCUCAGUGACUAUGUUGAAGAGCCUGAGUUUUACUUUGGAGGGCCUGGUAGGAAUCCCGUGUGCCCUUAGGGAGUUCCUGUCUGAAAAUAGGACAUAGAUGAACCUUAGCAGAUGGUAAUUAAUUUAGCAUGAAAACACAGUUUGGAUCAAAAGCAUGUCAUUUUCACUUGAGUUUGGAUCAGGAACUAUUUAGCAUCUUCACAAAAAACUCAAGAAUCAGGCCUUUCUGAACAUCAGCAGACACCAAGUCUAGUCGCAAGACGACUAUAUUACAUUUGUCAUCUGAUCCGUGCUAAACACGGACAGGGUUUUGGAUAACAGAAAAUUAUAACACUAGAUUCG
This is a messenger RNA of Sesamum indicum (sesame), 1693 nucleotides long. Lineage: Eukaryota; Viridiplantae; Streptophyta; Magnoliopsida; Lamiales; Pedaliaceae. The record is from RefSeq and is a predicted model, not a curated record.